AUGAGGGAUUGCAUUGCCAGGCAGUUGUACAUGAUGGGACAGCUUGGACUUGGAGAGGAUUGGAAUCACAUCUCCACUCCUUGUCUUCUCAACUAUUCUCAGCUAGCUGAGGUCACACAGAUACACGCGGGGCACAGCUACAGUGCAGCCAUCACAGCAUGCGGAGAGCUGCUUCUCUGGGGUCAGAUCCCCUGUGUGUCCCGGGUCAGUGAUCCUCCAGGCCUCAAAAAUCUCUGGACCCCACAGCCUGUUCCACUGGCAGACACAAAGGUGUGUGAUGUGGCCUGUGGUACCUGGCAUAUGAUGGCCCUCACCACAACGAGCAGAGAGAAGAACAGAGAACGUGCUCACUCAGAAACUGAAGCUCGCUUCGGAGACCUUGUCAGCGAUCUUCUACCGACAGAGCAGCUAGAGAAAGAAAACACAGUGCAAGAUUCCAGGCAGGCUCAACACAAGCUGCUUCACGGUCCGGAGGGACCAGAGGGCUCUGAGGAGCAGGAGAACGAUGAAGAAAGUGAGAGUGCAGAGGAAGAAGAAAGACCAAACAAAGAUGAGGGAGAUGGAGCGUUACGCGAUUCAGCAUUUGCCAUUGCCAGGUCUUCAACGGGGAUGGACAGGAGAGGAAAUGGCCACUCAUCAAUCAAAUCCGACCAAAGGAAUAAGAGGGAGAGUUGCAGGACAGUAGGGCCCUGGGAGCUGAGCAGAAGAAGCACAGACAUAGUAUUCACCACUUUGCAUCUUUUACCCAGGUCAGAGGGAGAGCAAUGCAGGCCCUCUGCCAGCAGCUUACCAUGGCUACUGACAGGACAACAAGCUCACGGCCCAGUUUUAGCUGAAGCUCGAAAGGAGAGAUUUACACAUCUGACUGAAUUGGUACAAAAAUCUGGAAGUGACAGCAGCAUUUUGCAGAGUCCCAGUCUCACACCCAAACCCAGACCUCCUGGGAGACGUUCAGGUCCUGCGGGUCGGAACGUAGCCUCUUGUCACCGUUCAAGAAUUAGACCACACACUGGUGUCAGGUCUCCGAUGUACAAUUCUUCUCCCCUUCUGAGCCGUGGACAGCAAGUUCAGAUGUUAUGCCCUUCCUUCCACCCAGGACCACAAGUCAGAACCUCUCUUUCUCCACCUCCUUCCUCUUCUGAACUAUUGAGGUACUGUCCUACACACAGAAGAGCGGUGUCUUCCUUUGGCACCUCUCGGAAGGAUCUAUAAGAAUACACACAGUGGACUUAUAAAAUGUAUCUGAUGGUUUGAUGUUUGAAAUGUGUAUACUUACCCUUUUAUGUUAUAUGCACUAUUUAAAAUCAAAUAUGUUCACUCUAUUAUUUACUUAAUAAUGCUUUUCUGAAGACCACAUACAGAGCGUAAUACUUCUGGGUCCGAGGUGACUGACAAACAGCCUCUUUUGCUCAGUAAGAGCUAUCUUAAACAGACUCCAGAUCAGCAUUAAUGGGCUCACUUUACCCCACACUGUCAUUUGGCAAAUACACACAUCUUACAAACAAUCUCAAUGAACAGCACUCAUGAACCUUGACCUCAUCUGAAAGCAUUAGACUUUGGUCUUACAGUCAAAGCCGCGUGUAGGAGCUGCAGAGUCUUUGAAUCAGCACAUUUGAACAGAACGUACUACUGAGCCACAUUCAUUUUAAUACUUACAGUAUGUUGUUUAUUAAAGACAAAACGCCCUCUCAGAUCUUGGCCUCUUGUAAGACAUUUCACGGUGGAGUGUUUUCAUGGCUGCCUCUGCAGUAUGAGUCACAUGUGCAUGCUACUAUGGCUCUUUUGAGUUUGAAGAAAUGUAAUUCUUGCAGAGAUAAUGCUAACAGGUGAGGUUUGUCAGGUUAAAGUAGGGUUAUUACAGGAAACAGAACUUCCUUUGAGUCUGCUUUGCUUUGUUUUUUUAUGUUUCCUAGAGAAAGGUCCUUCGUUAGCCUUGCACUGUAUGCAAACUGUUUCUUCAUUGUGGGGCUCACAACCACAUGGUAAUUCCUCUUUCAUUAUAAGUGGUGCAUGUGAUGUUUUUUUCUCAAUAUCUACAGUACAUUUAACAAAAAUGACACUUGCAGCACUGUGUAACAUGUUGGGUUGGACACAUGGACUACAGAAAUGUAGUACAAUUAUUUACUAAUAUUUUUUAUAUUAAUAUUGCUUUUUAAUACCACUAGUAAUCUAGUUAUAACUAAUAUUUAAUCACUUUAACCAAUGAUUUAUAUGAUGAUAAAGUUUCAAACCCUGUAUGUGUAAGUUAUGAGUCAUGUUGAAAUAUUGAAUGGAUGUUAUUUCGGUUUGCUUUCAUCACCUAAAUUGUCUUUUCCCUUGAACAAAAAUACAUGUAGACAAUAAGGCUAUUUAUUACCUUGGUCCCAGUGUUUAAAGGUAAAAAAGGAUGCUGAAGUUGAUUUUGUGAACCUUAAAAAGAAUAUUGAAUUGCUGCUCCAGGAGAGUGAUGAGUAAAAAAAAAACAAAGUGCUUUUGAAAUGAGCCUUUGAUUUGCUUUCGUGAUUAAAACUCCCAACACUGACUAGAUACAGGCAUGCAAUACUGAUGGCAUUGAGACAUCCGCUCUCAUCUCACCCCGUCCUCUCCUGCACUCCCUAUGGUUUGUUUUGGUGUGUGUGAGUAAGUGUUGGUUGUGUGUAUCACGUCUUUGCCCUGCGAGACUCCUGCCAAUCGAUUCAAGGUGAGACCUGUCGAUUAAACACCCUGAGCCGUGCUCUCUACCUAACCCCAGGGUGAUUCAAUCCCACCCCUUACACACACAUGCACACACCCGUACACAAACACACGCACGCGCACACACCCACCUCACCUGUCAUCCAUCAAUAUCUCCAUCUGGGCCUCUAUUGAUCCCCUCCAUCCAGCCUCUUCACCCCAUGCAGUACAACAUCAGGGCCAAGACGCCGUCCACACAGGUUUAAUUUCUGACAGAUUUACAAUAAAGCUCAAGUUAUUAUUUAACUCUUCCGGCCGCAGUGUGCUCUUUGAUUUAGCACCCUGGGAGAGGAUGAGUUACAGCUGACACGGAGAAUCUGCCGGGGCUGGAAUGGUAGGCACCCGGUUCAUAACUCAGACGCCGAAUGUGUAGUUAGUCAAUCACUUGAUCUGUAAUCACAAAUGCUGCCAGAAAUUACAUGAGUGAUGAGCUGUAAU
Messenger RNA from Cottoperca gobio, 3150 nucleotides. RefSeq lists its product as uncharacterized. Bases 1 to 1212 code for a protein of 403 amino acids. The record is from RefSeq and is a predicted model, not a curated record. The transcript is spliced from 7 exons. NCBI's taxonomy places the organism in Eukaryota, Metazoa, Chordata, Actinopteri, Perciformes, Bovichtidae.